Messenger RNA from Ficedula albicollis (Collared flycatcher), 984 nucleotides. RefSeq names its product myopalladin-like. Gene Ontology annotation, molecular function: cell-cell adhesion mediator activity. The record is from RefSeq and is a predicted model, not a curated record. Gene Ontology annotation, biological process: dendrite self-avoidance; homophilic cell-cell adhesion; axon guidance. Gene Ontology annotation, cellular component: plasma membrane; axon. Bases 161 to 892 code for a protein of 243 amino acids. The transcript is spliced from 8 exons. Lineage: Eukaryota; Metazoa; Chordata; Aves; Passeriformes; Muscicapidae.
GUCCUGUGGUACACCAGCAAGAACAACCCCUCCUGCUACAGCAAAAGGGAAGCAAAGAUGAAACCUGUAAACCUUUAACUACCAUGGUUCUUAGGGUAAAUCUGAAGGCUAAGCCUCCUUGCAAGUCUCAGCAUCCUGUCGGGGUCAGAGGAAUGUCACAAUGCAGAGUCCCUCGCUGAGCCUGGCUGGGUCUGCCUAUGGAACCACACCUGUGUUUACAAAGGGUCUACAGAACAUAAGAGCUACCAAGGGGCAGCUGGUGGUGUUUGAGUGUCGUGUUCACUCCACACCCCCCCUGCAGGUGCACUGGUACAGGGAAUAUGAUCAGAUCAUGGAUUCUGCUGAUUUCCGAAUCCUGAGGAAAAAGGCUUGUUCAUCAGCAGUUCCUGAGGAAGUCUGCACCCUGGUUAUUACAGAAGCUUUUCCAGAAGACUCUGGAAUAUUUAAAUGUGUUGCUGAAAAUGAAUUUGGGUCUGCAGCAUCCAGUGCACAUCUCUCUGUUUCCCCAGGAGCUAAGGAGCUGGAAAGCUUUGGAAGUGCUGCCCCCAGGCCAGCUGUGCAGGUCACCAUGAAGAAGCCCUCCUUCUCCAGGAGCAGCCAAGCAGGAGCCAAGGACCGAGGGGCAGCUGCUCUGCCAUCCUACAGCCCAGAGAGCCCCGGGCUGGGCACUCGAGCAGCAGCCACAAGCUUUGGGCAGAAGAACUCCAAGAGCCAAGCUGAGGAUUUCCAUGGAGCUUAUGAAAAUUCACCUCAGGCUUCUCCUCUGCGGGAUCAGCACAUGCAGCUGUUUGCCUGGGUGACAAUGACAAUGCCAGCACCAGCCUGGCAGGUGACAGCACAGGCUCCGUUUGACCAGGUGUGUAACCACCUAAAGCAUCAGGGAAGUGCCUGAUGUAGUUUGCAGGAGUGCAUAUCUGUGGGUAACUUAAAAGCAUCACCUCAAAUGAUUGUCCUAUAGGAGACCUUUGAGCCCACAGCAGAACA